Messenger RNA from Carlito syrichta (Philippine tarsier), 420 nucleotides. RefSeq names its product NKG2-C type II integral membrane protein-like. Gene Ontology annotation, biological process: stimulatory C-type lectin receptor signaling pathway; positive regulation of natural killer cell mediated cytotoxicity. Bases 1 to 420 code for a protein of 139 amino acids. Lineage: Eukaryota; Metazoa; Chordata; Mammalia; Primates; Tarsiidae. The record is from RefSeq and is a predicted model, not a curated record. The transcript has 5 exons.
AUGAGCAGCUUGGGUAACAGGAUAUGGGAAAAGAGCAGAUUUAUUGUCACCUUCAGAGAAGCUCAUUGCUGGCAUCCUGGGAAUUACCUGUUUGACAUUAAUAGUGGCCAUGCUACAGCAACACAGAAGCAGACCAAUUCCUUCCAAAAUGAAAGCAACCAGAAAGCAUAUAAUUGCAGUUGUCCAGAGGAAUGGUUUACAUAUUCCAGCAGCUCUUAUUACAUGGGAAAGGAAACAAAAACAUGGGAGGAGAGUAUGAUGGCCUGUGCUUCUAUGAACUCCAGUCUGCUUUAUAUAGAUGAUGAAGAAGAAAUGAAACUUCUGGUCUCUCUUGUACAUGAAGCAUGGAUUGGAGUCUCCCGUAAGAGCAGUGAUCAUCCAUGGGUGUCAAUAAAGGGCUCAAUGUUCAAACAUCAGUAA